AUGUUCAGGAAUUUCAUACAAAAACAUGAUCUGUAUAUAUUCUCAGAGACUACUCAUGUUAUUCCCCUAACAUUAAAUGAAGAACAGAGGAAUAAUAGAAGAAUUUACAGUAUUAAACUCUCUGACUUUCCUACAAGAACAUCUGCAAGAGACUUGCAUGAUAUUAUUGCUGCACCCAAACAAUUACAAGGUUUGUCAUAUGCUUACAUGAGUUGUGAAACAGAUGAAGAUUUAUUUAACGCAACAGCCAAAGAUUACAACUUUAUAUUGGUGUGGAGAUCACCUGAUAACAUUAGAUUUAUACCUGUCCAACAUCGUAAAUUGCCUAAAUCAUAUGCUGAAGUGGCCAAAGAUAAAAAUAUCUCUCAACAUAUUAACAAUGGGGAUGAACAAAAUACCUUAAAAUGGCACUACAGCUGGAGGUUCAAUGCAUAA
Messenger RNA from Entrophospora candida, 435 nucleotides. The record is from the annotation of a GenBank genome assembly. Lineage: Eukaryota; Fungi; Glomeromycota; Glomeromycetes; Entrophosporales; Entrophosporaceae.